This is a messenger RNA of Ananas comosus (pineapple), 1029 nucleotides long. RefSeq names its product vicilin-like antimicrobial peptides 2-2. NCBI's taxonomy places the organism in Eukaryota, Viridiplantae, Streptophyta, Magnoliopsida, Poales, Bromeliaceae. The transcript has a single exon. The record is from RefSeq and is a predicted model, not a curated record. Bases 24 to 851 code for a protein of 275 amino acids.
UUACCUUUGUGUGUUAUCCAAACAUGGCUAUAAACGGAGGGAAAACCCUAGUUCCCUUCCUCCUCAUCCUUUCCAUCCUUUUCGUGCUCGUGUUGUCGGCGUACGGGAGAGACGAACCGGAGCAGCGCCUCGAGCGAUGCCGCUCCGAAUGCAGGGAGGAGCAGAGGGGGGAGCAGCAGCGCCGCCGGUGUGAGCAGCUGUGCCAGGAGGAGUACCGCAGAGAGAAAGAGGGCACCGGUAGGGGUGGAGGAUCGGCCGUCGACGGAGUCGACAGAGACCCCCAGCAGGAGCUGAGGGAAUGCAAAAAGGAGUGCCGGAGCCGGCAGUUCGAUCCGCAGGGCCAGCGUCGGUGCGAGCAGCGGUGCGAGGAGCGGUACGGAGAAGAAGGGAGAGGGAGAGGCCAGGAGGGACGGGAUCAUGAGAGCAGAGAUCCUGAGCAGGAGUAUGAGGAGUGCCGACAGCAGUGUCAGCAGUACCGGCACGGCCGGCAGCAGCAGGAGCGGUGCGAGAGGCAAUGCGAGGAGCGGUACAGAGAGGAAAGAGGCCAAGGCGGGCGUGACGAGAACAGAGAUCCUGAGCAGGAGUAUGAGGAGUGCAGACAGCAGUGUCGGCAAUACCAGCACGGCCGGCGGCAGCAGGAGCGGUGCGAGAGGCAAUGCGAGGAGCGGCGCAGAGGAGGAAAAAACGACGAGCAGGAGAGAGACCCGCAGGAGGAGUUGCGGCGGUGCCAGCAGCGAUGCCAGCGGGAGCGACGUGGCUGGCAGGAGCAGCAGGAGUGUCGGAGGGGGUGCGAGCGGCAGUACGGAGAGCGGGGAGGCCGAGACGGAGGCAUGGUCGUAGAGGUGGUGUAGUGGGCGGGUGGUGGCUCUGAGAGCUCUUCCAUGAGCUUGUUGGGUGCGUUCGGAGUUGAAUGCCGGAGUCAACUCCUGAAGUUGUAGCUAAGGAGGCUUGGUAAACUAAAUAAAUAAAAUAAAAAGAGCUGCCUUUGCAAUAACAUGUGGAGCUACCUAGCUUUUGUUUUGGACUUAA